Messenger RNA from Acanthoscelides obtectus, 5216 nucleotides. The record is from the annotation of a GenBank genome assembly. Lineage: Eukaryota; Metazoa; Arthropoda; Insecta; Coleoptera; Chrysomelidae.
CUUCUUAAUUCACUUGUUCUGUGAUUUGUUUGGAUUUUGGAUGUUUAAAAAUGGCGUUGUUUAUAUUUGCAAAUUCAAAUUAUUGGCAAAAUGAUGACAUGAGUUUAAAUGCGUGAAAUGGAAAUACAUAAUUAUAUCGUGAUAUUUCUCAGCCAUAAGUCAAUCCAUUAAAACACUCAAACAAUGAUGAUGGAGAACUAAGAAGAAAGAAGCCGCUACUUCUGAAUAUUUUAAAAUGUAGAAAUGGAAGCUAAAUUGUGCAGGUUGUGUGGUAAAAUAGGAUCAGACUUCCUACAUAUAUUUAACACUGAUGGUCUCAAGAAAAAAAUUGAGACAUGCUUGCCUUUAGACGUAUCACAAUACUCUCUGCUACCAGACACAAUUUGCGGAGAAUGCAAUAAAAAUGUGAACAAUUUCCAUCAAUUUGUAAAAAAUGUCUUGCAAAAUACAAUAAUCCUUGAGACACAAUACAACAUUUGUGAAUCAUCUCUAAAAUCCAAACAAAAAAAAGAAAAAGGGUGCAUGACAGAUCUCACUUUUAUGACUAAUAAUAAAAUUGUACAAACUGAUGACUUUCUAGAUGUGACAACUGGGAAUAAUCAGAGUUUGGAAUCAUAUAUAAACACAUUUCCUAGCAGGGUAAAUUUUUUGAAAGAUACGAGACCUUCAUAUAUUCUUGGUAAAAUUGGGUUAGUAGAUUACAGUAUAGAAUCUGAUUCUUGUCAAUCAGAAAGUGAAAAUGAGGGUACUGUUAUUUUGGGAGAAAAAUUACUAACCCUGAAUAAAAUCAAUAGAUUGGUUGAUUCAGUGAUACUGAAUCCAAACAAGUUCUCUAAAAUAAGAUAUUCUAAUAGCUGUGUAAGCAAAUUGAUUAGUGAGAUUUCCCAAAGAAAGAAUUUAAAAAGAAAAAAUGAAGAUAUUGAACAAAUUAAGCCUAAGAUAUGUAGAUGGGAUAGUACAAAUAGAAGAAAGAAUAAGAUACCAAAAAAAUUAGAGUUUCCAGAGUCUGUGAUAGAUAAUUCAAUCUCUCUUCAGCGCAGUGGUGAUAGUAUUUUAACUAAAACGAAUGAUAUUGAAAAGAACUGUGAAGUGCCAUAUAGUAUUACCGAGAAUGCUAGUUUACCAGUUGUCAGUGAUACACAGAAUGUGAUGCCUCUUAGGUGUGCUCUUUGUGAUAACUCUUAUAAAAAACAUAAGGCAUUAGUGGCUCAUAUUUUUGAGAUUCAUGGAAUUGACAUAACUAGCUUAUCAUCAUUUGAAACUACUGAAUGGAUUGGUGAGAAGGCUAUAAGAAAAAUUCCUGAUUUGUUGAGGAUCUCUGAUUUAAAGAAAUGUGAUAUAGAAGGCAAUCAACAUAUUACUGAAGUAAAGUCAACACAACAGCAACUACUAUGCUUGUUCUGUCCAGCAAUGUUCACUGAAAAAGAUGACCUUUUACAACAUUUCCAAUCAAAACAUACCUUUGGCAACAAUCUUUCACAUCAGUCCAAUGCAUUGCAAUCUGAAACAACAAAGUAUAUUUGUCAAAUAUGUGGCUGUGGAAACGACAAUUUCCGAGAGCUGGAAAACCAUGUAUUGGUACACGAUUUCUUGAUAAAAGAUUGCAAAGAGCAAAUGAGAAUUUUCGAUCCUGCUGAUUAUAUACAUUGCAUUGACAAAUCCUCAAAAUUUUCGUGUACCGAGUGUGGAGCAACUGACUUUGAGACCUUUCAAGGUUUUAGCUCACACAGAAGAAGUAAACACCACAUAUUCCACUGUGAUUUAUGCAAUAAGUUCUAUGGGCGCAACUCACAUUUGUGGAAACAUGUCAACAGAUUGCAUAAAGGACACCCUAGUAUUACGUGUCAAAUGUGCUACAAAACAUCAGCUUCAAAAUACCAUCUUGUACAGCAUUUUAAUAAAAUGCACUUGAAAAAUAUGAAAGUAAACGCUGAAGGAGACCAAAUACAGAAAAUCAAGCAAGGGUUGAUUAAACAAGAAGAUAAAAUUACCAGUGAAAAUGAAGAUUCAACUGAGUAUUCAGACCAAGAUGAACCAAUGUUGGAACAAUAUGAAAUUAAGCAAGAAAUAAAGGAAGAACCCAAGGAAAUUGACUCAUCUCAUGAUCUGUAUACAAACAUCAUAACAAACUAUUCUCCACCUCAGAAUGAAGGAGAAUUUAAAUGUCCAAAAUGUUCCAAAGGAUUCAAUAAAAAAUUGAUGUUGAAGAAACAUAGAAAGAACUGUCGUCCAAGAUUGCAAAAGGAUCUCUUGACGAGGUGUAAAUCUUGCGCUAGAGUUUUCAAGGAUCGAGUUAGUUUAGCUAAGCACCUCGUCAACUACCACUCAGAGUAUGUCUGUGAAUUUUGUAAUCAAAAGGCACAGAGCAAGUGUGAAAUUGUGGCUCACAUACGUUUUCAACAUCCAAACUGCGACCUGAUCUGCAAAAUAUGCAACAAUAUCCUGAGAAGCAAAGACGACCUUCAUGAACAUUUAAGAAAUCAUUUAGAUUCGUAUAUCUGUCAGUUCUGUGCCGAUUCACUACCUAGCAAGAUUAAAUUGAAAAUGCAUAUCUUGAGCCUACAUCGCAAAAUUUUGAGUUUAUCCUGUGGCAUCUGCUUGAAACUGUUUGAAACCCAGCAUGUUUUAAAGGAACAUGUAGGAAUAGCACAUAAAGAUCAGUUGAAACCGUUGACGUCAUGCCCCGUAUGCGGCAAAAAUUACGGCUCAAAAUGGAAAACGUACGACCAUCUUAACAAAUCUCACGGAAGAAUUUUCAAAGCGUGCAAAACUUGCUUGGAGGUAUUUGAUAAUAUUGCUCAACUGCAGGCACAUUGUGAUGUCACGUUGCAUAGUCAAGGUGUAAAUGGCAAUGGCGCUAUGAAUUUUCUAAAAAGUACCAUGCUUUCUCUGAUGGGCGUAGCAGUGAAACAAGAAAAUGAAGCUAGUGAAAUGGAAGAAGUCGAAGAGAGCAACAACGAAUCUGGAAAUGAUGAUGAUGAAUCAGCCACCAUCACACAACCUCGGGCCACUCUAUCUCAAAACACAAAGAUGUCUCUUUUAGAGCAACGGCUUCUGGGCAAACCAUUAACCAAGCCAGAACCAAGCAACGCAAGCAAGGCUCCAAAAAACUCAAAAAGUGAACCAAAAGAAGAUGAAUCCCAGCACCCCUUAGUAAACUCCAAAAACAGAAUGGCUUACAUAAAUACAAGUAUUCAGGCAUCCCAAUUAGAAGCAAAAAAAGACCUAAAAGAAUACGAACACGAACAACCAGGAAUGAAUACCAAUAUUCAAAAAACCUCAAUAGAAACCAAAAAGUAUCAAAAAGAAGACGAAACCGCACAACCUGUGGUCAACUCUUCAAAAAGAACAGUCUACGUAAAUAGCAACGAUCCAUCAUGUUGCGAAAUCUGUUCCAAAACAUGGCCGGCGAAGAAACAUUUGUGGCAGCACUACAUCAGGUGCCACAAGGCAGAAGCGGCCACAGUUUGUGGCAUUUGUUUGAAGAUGAACAAAAGUUACGCGGCGUUGCAAGUGCAUUUGCUGCACGAGCAUCCCACAUUGUUGCAUGGACAAGGGUUCGGGUCGAAGUUUAUAUGCAGGGUUUGUGGAAGGUAUCACAAUGCCAGUUCCAAACUUCGUCUUCACAUGGUAAUCCAUGAAAACUUUGACUGGAAAUUGUUAGAAAACGUUGCAAACAUCGGCAAAGUAAACGAAAAUCCUGCAACAAAUGGACUGAAAGACUGCAAAAAUGAACCAAAAUCGCAAAGUGAAAACGGAAUAAACUAUGACAGUCUUAUAGAAGAAGUUGAAUGUUCAUCAGAAUCCCAGGCUGAAGAUUGUGAUGGAAGGUUGAAUAUAAAUAAGGAGGAUGAUUCUUCUUCGACUGACAAUGAAGAUAGUAAUGAUUCAGUAGAAUCUGCCAAAUCGUUACCCAAUGGAAAAUUGAAUGGUGCUGGACACCAGAGCUCGUCAAGCGAAGAUUCUAGCAGCUGUGUUUCCGAUACUGAAGGUAGCAGAACUGGAUCUUCAGCAGAGGGUAGGUCCACUUCAGGAUCGCAAUCGUCACAAUCUAAGAAAACCGGCGAACUAGUCGACUCAGAAUCAAGUGUAUUUGAUCGCAAAUCUGAAGAACUGGAUACUGCGAUUAAAUCUAUCAGCUACGAGAGUAUUGAUCAAGCCGAGUCGGUUGGAAAAGAUGACGUACAAAUGUUACCAAAUUGUCUUAAUGAUAAUGAGAUUGAAAGCGCUGUAGAUAGUAUUCUUUAAGUGUUUUUUGGUACUUGUUUAUUUAUUUUUGUGUGUCUUUUUGUAUCGUGGCUGUAAGAUAAGAUGACUUUUUGACGUAUGUCUGCAUGCGCAUUUUUUUAGUAAUACGGAAACGACGAUUCUUCGGAAUAAUGGAUGCGUAGCGUUCAAAAACAUACGAGGUCUGUAUCUUAAGUGAUGAGACUUAUUUUUUUAAUUUUUCUAUCCAAAUAUAAUUACAAUUUUUUAUUAUCACCCUCAAAAUGGCUUCCUUCUGAGACGGUUCUUCCACUCCUCAUUGCAGUGCUGGAACUCCGAUACUGGAAUAGCGUUCAGCUGGUCGGUUACAGCCGUUUGGGGAAGAGAAAAAGGUCACAAGAACUGUAGUUAGGCGAAUGAGGAGGCUGAGGAGCCACAUGAAUGUUUUUACUGGACAAAAACUUGUUUAUUGAAAUUGCUGUUUGACAAGGAGCAUUAUCGUGAUGUUUUUGAUCUGAUGAACAGUGGUGUGAGUCAAAUUUAGCUCUUUAGCUCGGUUCUUGAAGAUGAAAGCCUUCCGCUUCGGCCAACCAAAUGACUCAAGCGAGUUCAAACUUGUACUGAAGGCGGACCACAUGUUCCCCUGUCUCUCUCAACGCCCGGCGCCUCCAGUGUCGCCAGAUGGGACGCUACGUUGCCAUUAUAAAAUGACGUAGCAUCCGUUUUUCCUUAAAGCCGUCUGUUCUAUGAAUUGAUCGAUAGUUUUAUUUUUUCAUUGAAAUUUGAAAUCAAAUUCAUGCAGUUCUACAACUGAUUAUAUAAUUGUUUUGUGAUUGAAGGCCAUAUUUAGAUAUUUGUGUUGUGAGUUAAUUAGAUUUGUGUUAUUGUAAACAAAAGACUGCUUAAUGUUUUUUUAAAUAUCUUAUUAAUUGUAACAAAUAGGCUAGAAUAGGAUUUUAUUUUUGUAUUUGCCCUGUAAUAUUUAAAUUCAGUAUUUUGAAACAUUCCUC